ACCGAUGAUAUUUAAGAUGGGUUUGUUCCAUUUAGACUGCCAGGAAGCUGCAUCAGCAAGCCAACACGCACAAUGCCAGAGCCUGUCACAAACACACGGAAAUGGAAAACAGCUGCCAUCAGUGUUGCGUCUUGGUUACACCAGCAUGUGUUUGUCUCAGGAUAAAUACAUACACACACACCUGAAAUGUCAAACAUUAAAGAUAUUCUAAUACACUAAUACAUUCUCACAAUCCUGUUCUAGGGACUGGUAAGGUGGCAAAAGCUGUGGCUGCGUCUUUGUUAAAAAGACACCACAAACACACAACACUCAGGACCACAGUGCUGCAUGUGGUCUGUGGGUUGGUGAUGAUUUACAGAUGUAAUACCACUCCCGUCCUGCAGGUGUCGCUGCAGGGGGGUACAAUGUAAACAUCGCGGAGCGGCGGCUAAGUGACAGCAGAUAACGUCGGUGGAAAUCCAGGAUGUUUUCUUUCAAAGAGGCAAUGGGGACCAUUAAAUAGUUUCCCACUCUGUCGUGUUAAUACAUAUUACCAUUAACUUUAAGAUUAUAGCCAUCUAAAAGCAGUAUUGGUGUCACUGCGCUUCUGUUAAGAGACCAAGCUAACUAGCUAGCUAGCUUAGCUUCAGCGGAGGGAUGAACUCUCUGGUCGGCUACGGAGUGUCGUCGGACUCUGACAGCGAUGGAGAUGCGGAGGAUGUAAACAACGGUGGAGUUAGCUCCUCCAGUUCUGUGAAGGAGCUGAGUGAUGAGGCUCCAGGUGACAAAAGGACCCGCAACUUCUUGCUGGAGACUGGUUCAGCUUCUAGUGAUUCAGAACCAGAGGAAGAUGACCCAGAGCCCUCCUCAUCACCACCACCACCGCCACAUCUUCACACACCAGCAUCCUCCGCAGCCCGCCAGUCCACCCUGCCUCCUCCUUCCCUGGGCUCCCUCAACCCCAACAAACUCCCUCCUCCUUCUCUGAACACCUGCUCUGACAGCAGUGUGUUUGCCAACCCCUUCAAGGCCCAGGCAGACCAGAAGCUCAGCGCCUUGCAGAAACACGUCCCCCUCACACUGCAGGCCCAGCCCUCCCAGAUAGGGGGUAAAAGGAUGUGUGUGUCGUACAGGAAGGACGGAAGGUGCAGGUUUGGGAUCAAGUGCAAGUUUGCUCAUGACAGUGACCUCCAGACCCCGGUGACCCCCACUGACUGUCAUCCAGCUGUGAGCGAAGACCUGUCAGAUCCAGAUGAGUCCCAUGCAGGUGACUCAUGUGUCAGAGGACAGGAGACAACGGAGGAAGAGUCAGGAGGGCAGCAAGCGAAGAAGAGGAGGGUCGGACUGAGUAACACCUUAAUACCCCCUAAACGAGCUAUGAAGCAGUUUUCCAUGCAAAGGGACAGAGAGCGGGUCAAUAUGUCCUGAUGGGUUUUUACUGUGGCGUCAUUAAGCAAUAGUAGUGGGAAGAAAUGUCUUCUCUAUGUGUGUGUGUAUAUGUUGUAGAAAUUGUGCACUGUCCUCAGUAGGGACGAUUGAUGACUCAGGCAUACAGUUGUGUUUUUAUUCCCCACAAACGCUCGAGAACAAUUUCUUGCCCUUGCUCAAAGACAUUCUAACAUGUGGACAAAAAGGAGCUCGCCAUUGAUAUUAAGGGUUGACUCUAUCUACCAGGCACACUCAUACACUUUGGGACAUGCUCCAGUCAAGUCUACAAGGGUUCGGGGCUGUCGCCAAGCACAUGAGAGUCCCUCAUGGAGGUGUGGAAACGUUUGUGGCCACUUCCUAUAGGUCUGCAUUUGUCCAUACUCUGUCUAAGUGAAAGCCCCCAGUUCACAGUGUUGUAAUGUUGAACACAGGAUUAGCAUGGGAUGAAACAACAAAGAUAAUCCAGAUGAUCCACCAUUUUCUAUUUUUUGUGAUGAAUGCAAAUGUACAAAAUUGCAGGAGAUGUGUUAUUUUCUGCCGAACUGACUCUCUACUUGAUUUACUGUUUAUUAAAGGUGCAAUAUGUAAGAAUUAGCUACUUGUUGAAUUCGUUUGUCAAAAAGGGGGGCAGCAUAGGACCAGAGUAUCCUCUGUCUGCUGCUAACUGUAGCUGUUGUUAGCUCAAUUAUAAAAGAAAAUAAAACAUUGCAACACAUUAAAUAGAUGCCACAGUGUCAGAAGUGUUGUUCCCCCUCAUUCCAUUGAUAAUUUUAUGUUUUACAUACUGCACCUUUAAACAUCAAAAAGCAAUACACUUUUAAAACUUUAUUAAACUUUUUCCCUGAAACCUGACUGAA
Messenger RNA from Acanthopagrus latus (yellowfin seabream), 2264 nucleotides. RefSeq names its product zinc finger CCCH domain-containing protein 57. Gene Ontology annotation, molecular function: metal ion binding. Lineage: Eukaryota; Metazoa; Chordata; Actinopteri; Spariformes; Sparidae. The transcript is spliced from 2 exons. The record is from RefSeq and is a predicted model, not a curated record. Bases 637 to 1407 code for a protein of 256 amino acids.